Molecule: messenger RNA, 2980 nt
Organism: Blepharisma stoltei
Lineage: Eukaryota; Ciliophora; Heterotrichea; Heterotrichida; Blepharismidae
Source: the annotation of a GenBank genome assembly
AUGAUGGUGGACACCUUACUCCCCUCUCUCCGUGAGUGAACAAAUAAAUUUUGUUCACUCACGGAGGGGGGUUAAUUUUUUUUUUAAAACAAUUUAUAUAAAUUUUAUAGAAAAAAUUUUUUUUCGAAAUUUUAAAAAAAAAUCCUAACUUGCAAAAAUUGCGAAGCAAAUAUUAAUUUAAUUUAUAAAAUUUAUGUUUUAAAGUGAAAGCUGUUUAAAAUUAAACAGAAUUAGUUCGAGAUUUCAUUUAUAGUAAUUAUCACUUAUAUCAAUUUUUUUUCAUAAAAAUUUUUUUCUAUUAAAAAAAUUUUUGUUCACUGACGGAAUGUGGGCUUUUGGGCAAAAAUAGGGAUUUUUUUAAUGGUUUUGUUCACUCACGGAGGGGGUGAGUUAAGAAAUAAAACAGCUGAGAUUUUGAGUAAACCAAACAAUCGCGAAUUAGAAAUAGAUUUCAGAACAACUUGCUCAGCAAUUCAGACCAAUUCUUUUGAUCCACCACUAAUGCAAGCUUACCAAGAUUAUCUUAAUGCUUAUCAACAAAAGACAUCUCUUUAUAAUAUUAUAGGAAAUAAUAAAGACAACAUAACCAGUUUAAUUAUUUAUAACACUGAAACUGAAACAGAAGAAGUCAAAACUUUGCAGACUUCAGAUUUACUAGGCACAAGUACUUGCAUAACUCAACUUCCAAAUGGCAAGCUGUUCUGUUUUGGGAAUUAUUAUCGGCAUUCUGGAAUUACAAUGCUAAUUGAUACAAAUGGUGAAGUCGAAGUGCUGCCAUCUGGAACUCCUUGCCAAUUAUCAUCAUGCAUCUAUUUCGACAACAGCGUCUAUUGCUUUGGAGGAUGUACUAAUAAAUGUAUUUCAACUCUAUCUAGUAGAUUCGAUUUGGAUCUAAACCAUUGAAUUCAUUUAACUCCAAUGCAAUAUCCUGAUUUUCGGUGCAGUAGUAUAAUAUUUAAUGGAAAUAUUUUGAUUUCUAGAAUGAUAAAGAGAAAACUUUUGUUAUACUCAAUUGAUAUUGACUCUUUCUCGAUAAUUCCUCAUAAGUUUAAAUGAACUACUCAAAAGAUCCUGAUAAAUGCAGAAAGACCAUAUUUGAUUGAAUGUCCUGGAUUAAUCUAUGAAAGCGAAAUUGGAAGUUACUUGAAUUGGAGACAAAUAGGAAAAUCAGCAAUCUAAACUUAACUUAAUUAUUCGGUGUUUAAGGUGUCUAGUGCCGCAGUCCCAAAAUGGGAACUUUUAGCUAACUAGUGACGUCACAGAGCCAUCUUGGAAUCGCGGUGGUCAGCCCAACCGGCCAAGCCUUCUAUCGACGCUUCGUCCCUAGCCGCCGCACAUCUCACCCGCGCGUUGCCGUCGCUCUGCCUUGACUCAGCUCCUGCGCGUGUUCCGCCUAAGGGUCUUCUUCCCGUGGAGAAGUGCUGAGGGUUUAAAAAUCCGAAAUCUUGAAUGUACUGAGGAGCUGUUCCUUUGGUUAUCCCAAAGUUAAACAGCUAUUGCUGUGCAGAAGUUCUCGAGAGAAAACCCAACCCCAUAAAUAAAAUUCCAUGAAGGAGAGAAAAUUAGCAGAGCUAAUUUCUCUCGAACCGAAUGCCAUUUUAUUUAUAGAAAAUCAGCAAUCAAUCAAAAUUUUCAUCAAGUGGAUCGUUCAUAUAAUAAAGGAGGAAUAUGCAUCUCAUUUAUAUCUGGAUCACUUAAAGAAUAUUAUUGUUUUAAUUUAAAUCAAAAAACCUUUAUUGAUUUUGCUUACUAUAAUGAGCAUGUUUCACUUAGAAAAGUAGGCAAAAAGAUUGAAGCAAUAGAAUGAAAUAUUCAGAGUUUUAAGCUCGAUCCUUAUUUUCUGGAUGAAUGAGGUAUAAAAGGCAAUACUCUACACUGUUUAGGACAAAAUCUAGAAAAAAUCGAACUCUCUGACGAAAGAAUCAAGUUCGAUCCUUCCAACAUUGAUGCAAUAAUUUGUAAGGGCGAAGCUUUUCAUGAUUUAGAAAGAUAUCUAGAAGCAAUCGACUGCUAUGAUGAAGGAAUCAAAAUCGAUACAUACGGCGAUGCUUAUUUGUACUAUAGCAAAGGCAAAGCUUUAGAUAAAUUAAAAAGAUAUCUUGAAGCAAUCGAAUAUUAUGACAGAGCAAUCAAAAUCAAUUCAAAGAAUGCUGAAUUUUACAAUAAUAAAGGCAACGCUCUUUUUGAUUUAGAAAGAUAUCUUGAAGCAAUCGAAUGCUAUGACAAAGCAAUCAAGCUCAAUCCAAAAAAUGCUGAUUUUUACUAUAAUAAAGGCAACGCUCUUUAUGGUUUGCAAAAAUACCUAGAAGCAAUCGAAUUUUAUGAUGAAGCAAUUAAGCUCAAUCAAAGCAAUGCUGACUUUUACUAUUAUAAAGGCAAAUCUUUUUAUGGUUUGCAAAGAUACCUAGAAGCAAUCGAAUGCUAUGACGAAGCAAGCAAGUACCUUCCAUCCAAAGCUGAUAUUUAUAAUCAUAAAGGCACAGCUUUUUUUGAUUUAGAAAGAUAUCUAGAAGCAGUCGAGUGCUUUGAUAAAGCAAUCAAACUCGAUCCAAACAAUGCUGAUUUUUACUAUAAGAAAGGAUGCUCUUUAUAUAAAUUAGGAAGUUAUCCAGAAGCAGUAGAAAGGUAUGAUGAAGCAAUCAAAAUCAAUCCAAAUAAAGCCAAGUUUUAUAGUGGUAGAGGCAAUACUCUUUAUAUUUUAGAGAGAUGUCAAGAAGCAAUACAAUGCUAUGAUGAGGCAAACAAACUUGAGCCCGAUAAUCCUUUGCAUUUCUACUGCCGAGCUAAAGUAUUUAAUAAUCUUAGACAAGAAGAAGCUGCUUUGCAGGACUUUAAUAGGGCUUAUCAUUUGAAGCAAGAAAAUCAAGAAGGUGGUGCUUUCAAUAAGAAUGAAUGGAACCUUUCUGAAAAAGAUAUCAAUUUUAUUAAUGACGUAUUAGGCCGAGACCGUAUUGAACUACUCCGAAAAAUGCAGAUUUAA